CGAAACCAGAACAGAGCCGUCGCUUCUACCCGCGAGAAGCCUUUACGAGUUCGAGGCAUUCCUCCAAAUAAUUUUAGUCCAAAUUUUCUAAAUCAAUCUGAUAAAUUUUAGUAUUUUUUUAUAUCCAAAGUGAUAGUGCAAAUGUAAUUUUAAGUGUUUUUAGUAAAUUUUUUUAGUGUCCCAAAUGUAGAUUCUUCUGUUUGUGUUGUUUGGGGAUGACCGCAAAUUAAAUUGCCCGUGGAAUAUGGAGACCAGAGCUGAUGAUGAAGAAGCCCCAACAGACCCCGCAGCGAGGAAGCAAACCCACCAUGACUAUACGGAGCAAGAUUUCGAAGGGCACCGGGCGCACACAGUGUUCGUGGGCGUGCACGUGCCGGCGCGCCGCCACUCGCACCGCAAACACAAGCACCACCACCAACGCAACGGGGACAAGGACGAGCGACCUGGCCCUCCGCUAAUGGCACGAGUCCGCCGACUGAGCGUCACUGAUGACGGAGAGACACUAACCCCACCUGCUCAACGAGUACAAUUUAUAUUAGGAGAAGAUCUUGACGAUGGAACAAUGGUAUCACAUCCAUUGUUUUCUGAAAUGGAAGAGCUAGUAAAAGAGGGAGAUGAACUCGAAUGGAAAGAGACGGCCCGAUGGAUCAAAUUCGAAGAAGACGUGGAGGAAGGAGGAAACAGAUGGUCAAAACCUCACGUUGCCACAUUAUCUCUACAUUCUUUAUUCGAACUACGAAGUCUCAUAUUAAAUGGAUCAGUCAUCUUGGAUAUGGAAGCCAGUUCAUUGGAACAAGUGGCGGAUAAUGUUUUAGAUAAUAUGGUAGCCGAUGGAGCCCUGGGUUACGACAGCAGGGAAAAAGUCAAAGAUGCCUUAUUGAGGAGACAUAGACAUCAACACGAAAGACGAAACCAUAACAACAUGUCCAGACUUCCACUAAUACGUUCACUUGCUGAUAUUGGGAGAAACCAUUCUUCUUGCAAAAUCGAGGAAGGAGGAUCAACAAGUGGACAUUCCCAAAAAGGAGAUUUCAAUCGUUUCCUAGGCAUCCCUAAUGCGGGUGCUGGAAAUGAUGAUGGAAUGGUAAAAAGCCCAAGUAGUGUCUCAAUGCACCGAAAUCACAGUUCGGGGGAACUCCAUAUGAACGGAGACAUAAAUCACAAAAGCAAUGUACACUUUAUGAGAAAAAUACCGCCAGGCGCAGAAGCUUCUAACAUUCUGGUGGGAGAAGUAGAUUUUCUUGAAAAAACUCUAUCAGCAUUCGUCAGGCUUAAAAUGGGGACAAUAAUGGGUGACUUGACUGAAGUACCUGUGCCAACACGAUUUAUGUUUGUUCUACUCGGCCCGCCUAAUAGCAAUUCAAGUUUUCAUGAAAUAGGACGAGCAAUGGCCACACUUAUGUCAGAUGAAAUAUUUCAUGAAGUAGCAUAUAGGGCGAAGAAAAGGGAUCAUUUAUUAGCUGGCAUAGAUGAAUUUCUUGACGCCGUAACUGUUUUACCUCCCGGAGAAUGGGACCCAGCUAUACGUAUAGAGCCACCCGCAGCAAUACCAUCGCAAGACCCUCGAAAGAGACCAAACGAUAAUAAUUCAAAAGAAGAACCGGACGAAGAAGAAGAAGAACAAAAGCAAAGAGAAGAAUCAGGCUUAGCAAGAAGUGGAAGAUUAUUUGGUGGAUUGAUAAAUGAUUUGAAACGCAAGAAACCUUGGUACUGGUCCGAUUUUAAAGACGCAUUAGCGAUUCAAUGUGUUGCCUCUUGGAUUUUUCUUUAUUUUGCCUGUUUAUCUCCCAUUAUUACUUUUGGGGGUCUUUUAGGUGAAGCCACAGGCAAGAAUAUGGCUGCCAUGGAAUCAUUAAUAUCAGGAUUCGUAUGUGGUAUGGGCUACGGCUUCUUUUCAGGGCAACCAUUAACGAUAUUAGGAUCGACUGGGCCUGUGUUAGUCUUUGAAACAAUCGUCUUCGAAUUCUGCAAGCAGAUUGGAUGGGAUUACAUGUCUUUCAGAUUUUGUAUAGGAACUUGGAUAACUAUUAUCCUUGUGACUUUAGUUGCAAUUGAUGCCAGUGCAUUUGUUUGCUAUAUAACAAGAUUUACUGAAGAAAAUUUUGCGACAUUAAUAGCAUUUAUAUUUAUUUACAAGGCAGUUGAAAAUGUAAUUUCCAUCGGAAAGAAAUAUCCUCUCAAGACUCGCCCUGAUGAAGUUCUCAAUUAUGAAUGUUUUUGUUUACCAAGCAAUUACUCCAAAGUGCCCGAACAGUUUAAUUGGACAUCACUUGAUAAAGAAUCUUGCCAGCUCUUUAAUGGGACACUGGCUGGCGGUGGAUGUGAGACUACAGUUUACGUGCCAGACGUUUUUCUCAUGUCGAUAAUUUUAUUUUUAGGCACUUUUAUUAUAUCAGUAAUUUUGAAAGACUUCAAAAAUUCGCUCUUUUUUCCAUCAAAGGUCCGUCAAGUCAUAAGUGAUUUUUCUGUAAUCAUUGCUAUUCUAUCAAUGUCUUUCCUAGAUUAUAAAGUAGGAGUAAAAACGCCAAAACUUGAAGUACCGUCAGAGUUUAAACCUACACUUCCAACAAGGGAAUGGGUUAUAACUCCAUUCAAUGGAAAUCCAUUUUGGUCUGCACUACUUGCCAUAUUGCCAGCAUUAUUAGGAACCAUUCUAAUAUUUAUGGAUCAACAAAUAACAGCAGUCAUAGUAAACCGAAAAGAAAAUAAAUUAAAAAAAGGAUGUGGAUAUCAUUUAGAUUUAUUUGUUUUGGCCAUAUUAAUACAAAUCUGCUCCGUCAUGGGACUGCCAUGGUUCGUGGCAGCGACAGUAUUGAGUAUAAACCACGUUAACUCGUUGAAAGUCGAAUCAGAAUGUGCUGCACCAGGUGAGAAGCCCCAGUUUCUGGGAGUAAGAGAGCAGAGAAUGACCCACAUCCUGAUAUUUAUAACAAUAGGAUGUUCGGUGGUAUUAACUCCCGUUUUAAGAAAUAUACCAAUGCCUGUAUUGUUUGGAGUUUUCUUGUACAUGGGAGUUGCAUCUUUGAAAGGACUUCAGUUCUUUGAUAGAAUCUUGAUAAUGUUUAUGCCGCAAAAGUAUCAACCGGACCAUAUGUUCUUAAGACAGGUACCUAUACGUCGCGUCCAUCUUUUUACUGCUAUCCAGUUGACAUGUCUAGUCUGCCUUUGGGUCAUAAAGUCGUUUUCUUCGACAUCCAUCCUGUUCCCCUUAAUGUUGGUAGUGAUGAUUGGAAUUAGGAAAUCACUGGACUUGUUAUUCACAAGGAGAGAGUUAAAAAUACUAGACGAUGUAAUGCCAGAAAUGACGAAACGCAACCAGGACGAAUUAAGGGAGCUGAGAGACGCUGAGGUAUCGAACAAGAACAAUCCACCGCCAUACGAAGAGGAGAAUCUACAAAUACCUCUCAUAAAUGGCAAUAUUAUGAACAUUCCCUUGACAUCAAUCAAUAUAUCGGAGGAGGUAAAUAAAACCGGAAUAUGGAAACAGGUUAAUAAUAGUAACAAGAACAAAACAAAUAAUGAUUCCAAGGAAUUCAAAUCUAAAGGUGGCAAAAAGAAUAUCAAACACAAGAAGCUGAUAUCGAAAACCGCACAAUCAGAGAUUGAGAGACGGCUCUCGACCAUGGAGGAAGCUGAGGAGGAAGAUUCAAUGAAGAGCGAAAUUCUCAGACGUAAGGACUCUUGGAGUGGAGGCUUAAAAAAGAGUGAGUCUAGAAAAAUCAACACUUCUGCCGAAACUUCGGUGUAAACAUGAUUCGAUAUUGUUAUCCCUUUCUGUUUAAAUGGACUGGAAGAGAUAGGAAUCAAACUUUUAAGUUUUGUUAAGUGACAUUCUGAAGGAAAGAGAUAAUUGAAAAAUUAUGUCAGUGUACCUAAGUACGCGCGUAAGAUAAUAAAAUAUUAGCGACAUCUGUAGAAAAUAAAUAAAAAAUAAAAAGUAACAGAUAAUAUCUUACAUCGAUACCGGAGUUUUGGAACCAAUCGUAUUUUAUACACAUCUUCUGAUAUUUUUUUCUAAAGUGCCAAAAUAUAUUUACAAAAUAAUGUUGGUUGAAAGGAAUAGCACGAUCAAUGGCAUAGCACAGCAAAUGAUUCCCAAUUUGAGGGGACAAAACAUAAAAAUCGUGGUCAGAAUGGAUCGUAAUCUAAGUAAUGGUCGUCGUCAGUCCGGGAAAAAUUAUAUUUUCAUUGUAAUGAGAAAAGAGAGUAAAAUGAAAAUGUAUAUAGUGCUGAGUAAAUACAAAAUUAAUGAUAAUGAAUGAAGCAGAGAUGCUUAAAGGGAAUCGAUUAGCUUUAUAUAGAAACGAUAUGAAAGGAGAGAAAUGAUAUGAAUGCUGAGGGAUGAAGAGGUUAAGCAAGACAAGAGGGGUGAGAAUCAAUAAGAAAGCAGUUGUAUAGGUCUAGGUGAUAUGGUGACGUUUGAUGAUGAAAAAUUAAAGGAAUGCAUACCAACUGCACCGGUCCUAAAUCAAUGAUUAGUUAUUCGAAGAUCUGUAUUUUUUUUACCUAAAGAAACACCUAAGGAAGAGUUCAACUAUAAAAGAAAUAUUGGUAUUUUAUAUGAAACUGUUAUAUUUCAUAGACAAUCAUUAAAACAUCAGAUAACGAUUUUUUAAUCAUAUUUUUACCACAAUGUUUAAAGUUGAUUGAGUAUUAUUUUAUCCCGGUGUGAUAUUGAAAGUACAGUGUAUUAUCAUUGUUUGUAUACCCGUUUCUAGUUAAGAAAGUAGUAGCUACAACCCCUGUGCGAAAUACCCCUUUAGAUGCAACGCAGAAGCCCAAUUAUUCAUAUUCAAAUAAUUAGAUAUUAUAUAGUUUUCGUUACGAUUCAAAUAGGAUCAAUCAUUUUUUGUUCCUUUAUAAUCUUUAUCUCUUACAUUAUACUCUUCAAAUGUACUUCGAUCUUUGAAGUAACUUAUAUAAAAAACUCAUGAAUUAAUAAUGUCGCACAAAAUUUAUAAAUGUGUUUAAUAAGCUGCUUGUAUAUAAAUGUAGUGGUUACUGUAAAUAAGUAGAUAAAUAGGUUUCAUAAUCACCAUAGAUUAAUGUGCCCAGUACAUACACAUUUUUGAAUUGGGGCGUCUACGCAGCAAUCAUUAUAUAACAUUACAAAAAUCUGACUACUGGAUUAUAAUCAGCUAUUGUAGUCUACAAUAUAUUCACGCUUUAUGUAUUCUUACCCACUUGUUACCAUGUGAAUUUUAUUCUCAACACAAAAUUGGUCAAUUAUUUUCCUCAUAGUGGUCAUAGUAGGAAUGAAUUUAUGCACUAUCACUUUAAGGCGAUAAUCCCUUGCCCUGUAACUUGAUAUAAGUAUAUACUUAGUUACCUCCUGUUACAGAGAUAUAGUUCAAGCAAUUAUCGCCUUGCAAAUGUGGCAAAAUUUCUCCAGCUGUUGGUAUAUUAGAGACCUCAGACCAUAAACAAACUUUAUCAAUUAAAAUAGCAGGCUUUUAGAUGUAUUUAAAACUCCUCUAAAUCUUUUUGACUAUUAAGAAUAAUAGGGACGACAGAAUUCGGAACAAUUAUUUUUUCACUAAUUGGUGACCAUCGAAAUAAGUAACGCCGACAAAAUAGUACAUAACAUAUGUAUGGACAACACUACCGCUUAGUGUUGCCAGGUUCGAUUAUUAAAAUCGGGAGACGUUAUAGAAAAAAGGAGUAAAUGUAUGGAAAGAGCUACAAGAAAAAACAGUAGAUGCAGAGGCGUACUUAAAAUUUGUAUGUAUUCUGUGGCUUCUGCCGCCCCUCAAAGCUCGUUUUUUUUACCAUUUAAGUAAAUAAAAAUAAAUAUAUAUAAUACCUACAUUCUUAAUUGCGGAAAACGGAACUCAACAUGCAAUUGAAAAAAGAAAUUCGUAUUCUAAUAAAAACAGAAGAUUCAUGUAGAAAAAUAGAAGAACAGGAGUAAUUUCAGAAAACCAGGAGAUCUCCUGUAAAAUUGGGAGACCUGGCAACACUACUUCCGCUCAACAUUAGGUGGGGUGGAGCCAAUUGGUUACGUAUGUGUGUGUUAAAAAUGCAUAAGUACAUACCGCUAAGUGAUUGGGAAGAAUGUACUUAUUGUACUGCCAUGUCAAUUUACCAUAAAAUUUCAACUUUUGAAAAGUUUUUAAUGGUUAAAAUCCAUGAAAUCGAAUUUUGACAGAUUUUUAUAGAUUAGAGGCUUUCUACGAGUGUAUUAUUUUAUCGGUGUUACUUAUCAAUAUGGACUGGACCUAGUCUCAACUCCUAUAUGAAGUAAAACGAAGUGCCAAAAUAAAACACCAUUAGCGAUUAGAUUAUACAAUUCGAUUACGACAUUAGCAUAAUAGAAACUACUAGAAUUUUUAAUUUGACCUCUGAUUAAUUGAUAUCAGCUACCUACUUAAGUUUUUUAACGUAAGAAUGAAAUUUGUUUGUUAAAUAUGCAAAAUUACUAUAAUUUUUUAGUAUGUCAAUAACAUAAUCCGUCAUUUUUCUUGUAAAAAUAUUAUCAGUUUGUGGUAAGAUGAUCAAAAUAAUGUUAAGAACUGUAGUACCUCUAGCAUGAACCAAUAUCGAAUUCAAAUAGUUUGCGAGUGCGAAAUGUCAUUGUCGAAUGUGCAUUGAUUUUUAGUUCUCAUUACGUCCGUUGUUCAGUUUCAAUAUAAAAUUUGACAUUGACAUUUCGCACUUGCAAAUAAUUCGAAUUCGAUAUUGGUUCGUGCUAGAGGUACUGGAGUGACAAAAGAUUAUGAUAAAAUCAGUUGAGUAUUUUGGAAAGCGCAAUGUAGGUAGUAUGAAAAGUAAAUUGCUAUCUAUUAUCUAUAGACUAAUGUUUAAAUAUUUAGGCGUCUUAAAUUGAGUUUAUACAUUAUAUGUACUUAUAUUAUUUAUGUACAGUCAGCCAGAGAUCAAGUUACCACAGUUACCAGUGGUAUAUCAAGGAUGACAACGCUCAAAAUCAGUUGCAAAUUGGGUAACUUGACGUGACUGUGGCUAUCUGUGCAUUUAAGUAAAUGUAGCAUUUCUUCAACGUAUGUCAAGUUUAACCAAUCAGUAAUACAAUAUAAGCUUAACUUAAUAUAACAGAGCAUAACGUUUGCAGUAUUUUUCAUACUUUAAUGGAAAUAACUUGAGGCUAUUCUAUAGUCCCUAGCCAAUAUUUCGCACUUUGUUUUUUUUUAUUGUAAUACGUUGAUUGUGGACAUUCAGCCUAACAAUAAUAGUAGUUUUAGUAGGAGCAUAGAUAAAUUAUAGAAUAAGCGUAUAGUUAUAAUGUAUAAUGUUAAGGAAAACAAUUAAUAUGAUUGUACCUGCGAGGAUAUUUGUUACGGAUUUGUAUUGUUUUUGGAUAUAUUUGUGGAGUGUUGAGAGAAUAAAUCAUUUUUUUAUAAAUGUGC
Molecule: messenger RNA, 7364 nt
Organism: Chilo suppressalis (striped riceborer)
Lineage: Eukaryota; Metazoa; Arthropoda; Insecta; Lepidoptera; Crambidae
Source: the annotation of a GenBank genome assembly